Macrobrachium nipponense is the source of this 712-nucleotide messenger RNA. RefSeq lists its product as uncharacterized. NCBI's taxonomy places the organism in Eukaryota, Metazoa, Arthropoda, Malacostraca, Decapoda, Palaemonidae. The transcript has 5 exons. Bases 44 to 508 code for a protein of 154 amino acids. The record is from RefSeq and is a predicted model, not a curated record.
GACCCCUCUCGCCAACUUCUCCGUCAAACUUGACGCUGUCACAAUGUUGAGUCACCUGUCUACCUGUCUGCUCAUAGCCGCGAUGGUACUGUCUCAUAUGUCCACUGCCAAACGGACCUGCUUCACGAGUCUGCGUCUGAAAACCAUCAGUGGUUAUGAGGAGAGAGACAUCCCAGACUUCGAGAUUUCUUCCUUCCUCGGCAUUUGCUCCAAGGCCAAGAAGGACUGCCCGGGAAGACUGCUGGAGCACGUCAAAAAUAUCUUUGGUCCAGAGGUGAACCCGAUGACUGGCAACACUUCCCUGAGGAUGUGCGAGCUCUUCGGCAGGGAGAUCCUGCCGAGUGACGACCCCGAUGUUGACGUCUCGUAUAAAGUGAGCAACUGCGGGAACGAAGGAUACAUGGGCAUAGGGAGACUUUGCUGUUUUAAGUGCAAGGCCGGGCCUUACACUUUCUUCCACCCCAUCGAUAACUGCGCCCCGACUGCAAGGCCUGCCUGGUGUCUCUAAAGGCUGAGGGACUUCUCUUUCCAGUUGAUAUUUGUAGGAACUUGAGUGGAACACUAAACAGAAAAAACACAGUAAUGUCUUGUUUCCCGAGUUGAAUUUAAGUUGUUCGUGACUACGCAAGCGUAGUGCGAGUACAUAGUUCUGGUGGGCAAAUUGUUUGAGCCCACGAGCAGAAUGUGAGAACUUAAUAAACUUGCAUGCAUA